AUGCCUUGUGUGGAGGGUCGAGUUCCUGGAAUUCCGGAGAAAUGUGGACUGUAUGACCCUACACUGGAAAGUGAUGCCUGUGGUGUUGGAUUUGUCGUCAGUAUCGAUGGCAUUCGCUCACAUAAGGUGUUACGAGAUGCCCAGACCAUGUUACAGCGGAUGGAGCACCGUGGGGCGUGCGGGUGCGACAAUGACACUGGAGAUGGGGCAGGCGUGCUCACAGGGAUUCCCCACAAACUCUACGACAGGGUACUCAGAGAGGAACAGAACAUUGAACUGCCGAAUGAAGGUUGCUAUGCUACAGGAAUGAUCUUUGCUGAUAAAGACCAAUUACAGCAAACCAAAGAUGCAUUUUCAUCCAUAGCGACAACCUACAAUCUCCAGAUCCUUGCGUGGAGGGAUGUACCUGUUGACAACUCCGUGAUCGGAAGGGUUGCCAAGACAUUAGAACCUUUUAUUUUACAGGUGUUUGUGACUGGUAGCGAUGAUGCUGACGAGUUCAAACGACAGGUGUAUCUACUAAGGAAGUACAGCUCUCAUCAUAUACCUGAGCAGGACUUAAGAUAUUUUAUCUGUACCCUAUCUACAGAUACUAUUGUGUACAAGGGUCAGUUCACAACAUCACAGCUUUGGGUCUACUUCAAAGAUUUGGGAGAUCCAGAUUUUGAAACCCACAUUGCGCUUAUCCAUAGCCGAUUCUCUACCAACACAUUCCCUAGCUGGGAGAGGGCACACCCUCAGAGGUACCUUGCCCACAAUGGAGAAAUCAACACCCUACGUGGGAACAAUAACCUGAUGCGUGCACGAGAGGGAGUAAUGAGCAGCGAUGUAUACGGGGACAUGUUACAAGACCUGUAUCCUGUUGUCGAGCAAGGCAUGUCUGACUCCGGCUGUGUUGACAAUGUGCUGGAAUUCCUUUGUAUGGCUGGUGGACGCCAACUUCCUGAGGCUGUCAUGACCAUGGUACCAGAGGCCUGGCAGAAUGACAAGACUAUGUCUGAAGACAAGAAGGCAUUCUACCGAUGGAGUGCCUUUGCUAUGGAACCCUGGGAUGGGCCAGCUCUGUUAACUUUCUCUGAUGGAAGAUUCAUUGGUGCCAUCUUAGAUAGGAAUGGUCUGCGACCUUCACGAUUCUAUGUGACCAAAUCUAACCACAUGUACAUGGCUAGUGAGGUCGGGGUAGUGGACAUCCCAAACUCAGAGGUUAUACAGAAGGGUCGUCUUAAGCCUGGUCGGAUGUUACUUGUAGACACACACCAGAAAACCUUUAUGAAAGAUGAUGUUCUCAAGGCACAGAUUGCGACUCUCCGCCCCAACCAGAAAUGGCUGACAGAAGAGACAAUGUCUUUGAGUGAGCUAACCGAGGCACACGUCCCUAGGGAAGUGGUAACUCAGCCUCAGUUAGAAGUGGAGGAGUAUGAUCAUGGAGGAUUCCUGGAGAAGGACAGACGUCUGGCCCUGUAUGGUUAUACAGUAGAAGCCAUCAAUCUCCUGGUGCUUCCUAUGGUAAAGGAAAAGAAGGAAGCGCUGGGCUCGAUGGGAAAUGAUGCUCCUCUAGCAUGUUUGUCUCAGUAUAGUCCUCUCAUCUUUGACUACUUCAAACAGCUGUUCGCCCAGGUCACCAACCCACCUAUAGAUCCAUUUAGAGAGAAAAUUGUCAUGUCACUGGCAUGUCCCAUCGGUCCGGAGGCCAACAUCCUGUCACCAUCAUCAGAACAGUGUAAGAGACUAUGGCUGAACCAGCCAAUUCUGUCACUACAGGACAUGGAGGUGCUCAAGUAUACCACCCACAGAGGAUGGAGGACAAAGCAGAUAGACAUCACAUUCCCAGUCAGUGAGGGACCAGAAGGGGUCAGUCCUGCUCUUCACAGAGUGUGCGUGGAGGCUGCUGAAGCUGCAGAGGAAUACCAGUUAAUCUGUCUGACUGACCGUCAAAUUGGAAAGGACCAUAUUCCAAUACCGUCCCUAUUGGCCGUGGGAGCUGUCCAUCAUCAUUUGAUUGACAAGAAGCUCCGCCUAAAGGUUGGACUGAUCCUGGAGACCGGCGAAGCCAGGGAGGUACACCACAUCUGUACAUUGUUGGGUUAUGGUGUAGAUGCCAUCUGUCCCUACCUGGUGUUUGAGACUGUUGCACGCCUGAGGGAUGAGGCGUUGUUGACACCACCUCUGUCAGAUGAUGUGGUCUAUAGUAACUACCGUGAUGCUGUGGCUCGAGGAAUAUCCAAGGUCAUGGCUAAGAUGGGUAUAUCAACCCUACAUAGUUACAAGGGGGCGCAAAUUUUUGAGGCAGUAGGACUGCAUAAGGAGGUAGUGGAUCUAUGCUUCAAGGGUACAGCUUCUCGUAUAGGAGGGGUCACCUUCAAGGAACUGGCUAAUGAGGUCCUCAACCGACAUCAGCAGGCGUACUCCGAAAGGGAAUGUGACGAUGCGAUUAUCAUGAACCCUGGCUUCUACCACUGGAGAGAUGGUGGAGAAAAACACAUCAAUGACCCUCGGUCAAUAGCUAACCUUCAGGAUGCUGCUAAAAAUAAAAACAAGAACUCCUAUUCCAAAUUCACGGAGUCAUCAUGGGAGAGUGUGAGGAAAUGUACACUUCGUGGUCAGUUAGACUUUGUCUACGCCAAGGAACCUUUGGAUGUGUCCGAGGUUGAAGAGGCAGCCAACAUUGUUAGACGUUUCUGUACAGGUGCUAUGAGUUUUGGAAGUCUGUCUAUCGAGGCCCACUCCACACUAGCUGUAGCAAUGAACCGUGUAGGAGGCAAGUCUAACACUGGAGAGGGGGGAGAGAACCCUGACCGUUACCUCAACAAUGAUGACCCCAUGUUCAACAAGAGGUCAAGCAUCAAACAAGUAGCCUCUGGCCGGUUCGGAGUGACCAGCUCGUACCUGUCACAUGCUGAUGAGCUACAGAUCAAGAUGGCCCAGGGAGCUAAGCCAGGUGAAGGAGGAGAAUUACCUGGUCAUAAGGUAUCAAAGGAGAUUGCCAGGACGCGUCACUCUGUCCCAGGAGUGGGGCUCAUCAGCCCUCCCCCUCAUCAUGACAUCUAUUCCAUAGAGGAUCUCGCUGAGUUGAUAUAUGAUCUCAAGUGUGCCAAUCCCAAAGCUAGGAUCAGUGUUAAGCUUGUGUCAGAGGUUGGUGUGGGCAUCAUCGCAGCUGGGGUUGCCAAGGGUCAUGCUGAGCACAUCACAAUCUCUGGCCAUGAUGGUGGUACUGGGGCCAGCAGCUGGACUGGUAUAAAGAAUGCUGGGUUACCAUGGGAACUGGGUAUCUCGGAGACACACCAAGUACUUGUCAUGAAUGACCUUAGGUCAAGAGUGGUUCUUCAGGCUGAUGGACAAAUUAGGACAGGUCGGGAUGUUGUGAUCGCCGCGAUGAUGGGGGCUGAUGAAUUUGGUUUUAGUACUGCCCCGCUUAUAGCCAUGGGAUGUACCAUGAUGAGGAAGUGUCAUCUCAACACCUGUCCUGUUGGCGUGGCAACACAGGAUCCUGUACUCAGGAAGAAAUUUGCUGGAAAACCUGAAUAUGUUGUCAACUAUCUAUUCUUCAUUGCUGAGGAGAUCCGAGAGAUUAUGGCCAAGAUGGGAUUGAGAAAGUUCCAGGAACUUGUGGGACGUACAGACAGAUUAGCUUUUAACCCUGACCCAGAGAAUCCAAAAGCUGGUCUUCUAGACUACCAAGCUAUGCUGAAAAACGCACUAGACCUUCGCCCUGAUACCAACAUUGUUGGAGGCAGCAUGUCGCAGGAGUUCAACCUGGAGAAUCGACUGGAUUACAAAGUGUUGGAGAAAGCACGAAAGGUCAUUGAAGGUCAAGAAAAACAAGUUGUCAUAGAUACAACCAUCAGGAAUGAGGACCGCACCUUUGGAGCCACACUUAGCUACUAUGUGUCCCAGAAGACUGUAGAGGAUGGACUCCCAGACAAGAGUAUUCUCAUCAAUCUGAAGGGGUCAGGAGGUCAAAGCUUCUGUGCCUUCCUGGCCAAGGGCAUCCAUGUGACCUUGGAGGGUGAUGCUAAUGAUUAUGUUGGAAAGGGUUUGUCUGGAGGAGAGAUUGUGAUCUACCCUCCAAAGGACAUGUCUCCAGCAUUCUGCUCUGAGGAGAACAUCAUUGUUGGCAAUGUUGUCCUGUAUGGAGCUACAUCAGGAAAGGCAUUCCUUUGUGGACAGACUGCGGAGCGGUUCUGUGUCCGUAACUCGGGAGUGACAGCUGUCUGUGAGGGCUGUGGUGAUCAUGGCUGUGAGUACAUGACUGGAGGCAGAGUUGUCGUUCUAGGAUUAACUGGGCGGAAUUUUGCAGCUGGAAUGUCUGGUGGCAUUGCUUAUGUAUAUGACAAGUUGAAGAUGUUCCACCAGCGUUGUAACCAGGAAUCUGUUGCCCUGGAGACUCUUGACCUUCCAGAGGAUGUUACGUUUGUCUAUGACCUGCUAACAGAGUUCCAGGAGAAGACAGGAUCCCGUCUGGCUCAUAGAAUUCUUGACAACUGGCAGGAGGAAAAAGUCCACUUUGUUAAGGUGUUUCCUCAUGAGUUUAAACGGGCCCUGCUGGAGGCCGAGAAAGAGAAGGCUGCCGCACACAAUGACGAGGGUGUAAAGAAUGGUGUUGUCAAUGGCGUAAAUGGAAAUGGCUACGGGGAGGAUCUCAUUAUCAAUGGACAGGAAAAGGAGAAGACCAAGGCGGUGAAAGUCGUAGAUAUAGAGGAAACUAUACCAGACGCUGUUCGUAACCAGAAAAACCUUGAAAAGCUUGAUAAACUGAGGGGUUUUGUGAAGUACAACCGUGCGACAUACCAAUACCGUGAUGUGAAGUCCCGACAGAAGGACUGGAAGGAGAUUUACAAUCACAGUGUGGUGAAAGAUGGACUACAGCAGCAAGCAGCCAGAUGUAUGGACUGUGGCGUGCCAUUCUGUCAAUCUGACAAUGGCUGCCCUCUCAGUAACAUCAUACCAAAGUGGAAUGACUUGGUAUUCAGGAACCAAUGGAAAGAAGCCCUGGACCAACUAUUACAAACCAACAACUUCCCUGAGUUUACUGGACGUGUGUGUCCUGCUCCCUGUGAGGGAGCUUGUGUGUUGGGGAUCAACUCUCCAGCAGUGACCAUCAAGAACAUUGAGUGUUCUAUUAUUGACCAUGGCUUUGAGCAGGGCUGGAUAAAGCCAGAACCUCCACUACACAGGACAGGGAAGAAAGUAGCCGUUGUUGGUAGUGGCCCUGCCGGAAUGGCUGCUGCUGCUCAACUCAACAAGGCUGGUCACUUAGUGACUGUAUAUGAGAGAAAUGACCGCAUUGGAGGGCUGAUGAGAUAUGGCAUACCUACCAUGAAACUAAGCAAGGAGGUUGUCCAGCGCCGUGUUGAUCUGAUGGCUGAGGAAGGGAUAGAGUUUGUCACUGGAGUAGAGGUUGGUAAGGACAUCCCAUCUACACAGCUGGUACAGGACAAUGAUGCUGUGGUGCUAGCUCUAGGGGCCACACAUCCAAGGGAUCUUCCCAUACCUGGUCGUCAGUUGAAUGGUAUUCACUUUGCAAUGAGUUUCUUGGAAACUUGGCAGAAGAAACAGCAAGGAAAUGACCUGGAAUUCCUGAAGCUCCAUGCUAAGGACAAAGAUGUUGUGAUUAUCGGAGGUGGUGACACAGGGUGUGACUGUAUAGCCACAUCUCUACGACAGGGUGCCAAGAGUAUCACAUCUUUUGAGAUCCUGCCACCUCCUCCUCCAUCUCGGGCAAAUGACAACCCCUGGCCAACUUGGCCUCGUGUUUUCAAAAUGGAUUAUGGACAUGAGGAAGUAGAACUGAAGUUUGGACGUGACCCAAGGAUAUUCAACAUCAAGAGCACAAACUUCGUGGAUGAUGGGAAAGGUAAUGUUUGUGGUAUCAACACUAUAUUAGUGGAGUGGAAGAAGGAUGACUCCGGCCGCUGGACAAUGGCCGAUGUACCAGGAUCUGAACAGUUCAUCAAGUGUGAUAUUGUUAUGUUGGCGAUGGGAUUCCUUGGGCCAGAGAAAAAGAUUGUAGAAGAAAUUUCCACCAAACUUGACCCCCGAGGGAACUUUCAGACACCCAGAAAUAAAUACAGUACAAGUGUUCCCAAGGUUUAUGCUGCUGGAGACUGUCGACGAGGCCAAUCUUUGGUAGUGUGGGCCAUCUCUGAGGGCAGGCAGGCUGCACGGCAGGUUGACCUUGAUCUCAUGGGCAAGACUUCUCUGGCAGGGCCAGGUGGCAUUGUGUAUCAGCCAGAGAACUGACCACAGAGUACAUUACGGCUGACAACGUUACCAACUGUUACAAAAUUAUUGAACAUAUCUUGAACAAUUUGAAUUUCUUAUGCAGGGGUCAUGACAUACAAGUAGAGUUCAUAUUGAUAAACCUUUGCUUAGAAUUUAUCAAAACAUUUGAAGGACUUUUGUCUUUGUUGCAUGUCAUUAAUUUAGACAUAUGCAAUAAGCUUUAGUGAAAGUAAAGGCUUCUGGUGGAACUGUUGACAACAAAUUUUAAGACUUAGAAUUGUAUCUAGGCAUUGAUAAUGUAAUAUACCUUAAUGAAAAUUUAUCAUUUUCAAAACAUUUUUUAUUUGUACUGUUAAACAAAAUGUAACAAAGUUGAAAUGACAAGCUUACAACAAGAUUCUACACUCUAUAAAGAGUUUCUUGGUAGUGGUCACAGAUUGUACACCCAUAAAGGGUCUCUUGGUAGUGGUCACAGAUUGUACACCCUUAAAGUGUCUCUCACCGAAAAGUGUUUGUUCCUCCUGCCAAAUUUGUGUACUUUUUCUUUGUUCUAUUUGAAACCUAUUGAGAAACUUUGGUUAGAGAUUGUUACUGUUUAUAAGACAUUGUUUUAAAUGAGUGUUCUAGUAAAUUGAUUUUAAAUUGAAUGAUAAAAAAACAAAACAAACAAAAACCACUACAGCAAUGAGUACUUUGUAUACUGAAUGAUUAUAAUAUUGUUAUUUUUUUAGGGGAGGAGAAUGGGAGUACAUUUUUUAAAAAUAUAUUACGCAGAACCAAUGUAUACAGAGUGCUACAAAGCUCAUGUUAUAUCAUUACAGAUACUGUAUUACCAAGAGGAAAAAAGAAAUACAGAAAAAAAUAUGUAUAAGAUUUGUUUCUUUGAUAUCCAAUGAUUGUUAGUUCUAAGUUUACAGAGACAACUGCCAAACUGUAAUUGUGGAUGUGUGUAUGUUCACCUUGACUCAGUGCUAUUAUUUACCAGUUAUAAACCUUACAAAAUAUCAGAUGCAUAAUACCAUAAAAUAUAUUGUUGUUAUUAUACACGUUGCUAUGGAGACAACACUGUCUGUGAUUAAAUCAUUGUUAGAACUGCUGUUGUAGACAGGUCAAGUUUAUUUUGUAAAUAAUUAUGUAGAUAUGUGUAUUGUGAUGCUGGGGGUUGG
Messenger RNA from Ylistrum balloti, 7388 nucleotides. RefSeq lists its product as uncharacterized. The coding region runs from base 1 to 6240 and encodes 2079 amino acids. Gene Ontology annotation, molecular function: glutamate synthase (NADH) activity; flavin adenine dinucleotide binding; FMN binding. The transcript has 44 exons. The record is from RefSeq and is a predicted model, not a curated record. NCBI's taxonomy places the organism in Eukaryota, Metazoa, Mollusca, Bivalvia, Pectinida, Pectinidae.